This is a messenger RNA of Paramecium octaurelia, 8769 nucleotides long. Lineage: Eukaryota; Ciliophora; Oligohymenophorea; Peniculida; Parameciidae. The record is from the annotation of a GenBank genome assembly.
AUGAAAAGACACUUCCAGAAUGAAGUAAAAAUAAUAACAUCAGAUAAAUUAUCUAAUCUAAGAGGAGGUGGGUGCGUAGGUUCAAAGUAAUAGAAUCAGAAUCCAUUCCCUGUGAAAAAUUAAGACGCACAUCUAAUAGAGAACUUACCUAAAGAUUUUUUAGAGAAUAUGAGACAAAGAUCAAAAAUAAUAAUGCAAAUUGCUAAAACAAUAAACGAAGAAAAUCAAAGGGCAGAAUUUUCUAUUUGCUAUUAAUGGCUAUAUGAUUCUAGAGAAUAAAUUCAUUGGAUAGGAGAAAAGGAGAAUUCAUAAUUAUUUUAUGAUUGCAUUUUAGAAUGUUUCUUAUAAUUGUUGACAUCCGCUUUAAUUUAUGUAAGGACAUCAGGAUUAUAUUGUUUUUAUCUUUUGAAAAUAUGCUCAGAUUUAUCCAAAACCAUAUUUAAUUUUUAUAGACAAAACAAUGAUAGACAUAUGAAGAAGGAAGAUAAGAAGAAUAUUUUAAACACAAUUAAGGAAUUAGAAUCUCAUGUAUCAGUAGAAGCCUAUACACUUUGGUAAAAUGGGAUCAACUACCAUAUCUCAAUUGCCAAAGCUGCUAUUUAGCUAAUUCCUGUAGAUGGAAAUUUCCAACUUUUUUAGUUAUUUGUGAAAGGUUUGAUUACAUCUGCUGCAACUCUUACUCCAAGUGAUGAUUUCAUUAAGUUCUUAUUUAAAGCUGCUGAAGAAAUCUAUGAUAAAUACAAAGAGUAUAAAAGCGAAAAGAUAUAUGAAAAAUAUUACAAUUUUGAAUGUUUGAAAUGGUCAAUGAUUGCCUAUCUAAAAAAUAAAGACCAAGGAAUUAACAGAGUAGUCAAAUAACUAGAAAAAAUAUAUGAAGAACAAAUUAGAGAAUCUAAAAGUUCCACUAUCCAUUUCUUAUGGAUAUAUUUCCUAUCUGAUUUGUUGCUUUUUCGCCCAAUUAUAUAAAAAUAAGAUUGGAUCAAAUACUAAUCAAAUUCGCAAACUAGCUUAGAAACUUGGGAAUCAUUUAUUACUUAAUACAAUUUAAAACCUUUACCUUACGAUUCUAAUUCCAUUAAACUAAACUUAGAGUUUACAUUAGAUAAAAAAGUAAAACCGAUAUUGUAGUAAUUUGGCUUAUACAAUUUUAAAUCUCUAUCCUUACUAUUGAUUGAGAAGACCAAAACCUUAAAAUUCAAUGCAUUAGAUUACUAUGUCACUUUUCAUUUUUCAACCCAUUCAAAACUAUUCAAUUCAAUAGAUCCUUUCAUUUCAGAAAUUUAUUAAUUGCUUUUUCAAAAUAAAGAAAAUUAAAACUAAAAUAUAAGAAUUAUGAAUCUAGAAACUCACAAUUCUUAAUUGGAGGAAAACAACCAAAGACUUAUAGAAUUAGUAAGCACCAUUUAAUAAUAAAAGGAGGUGAUUGAGCAAACUCAAGAUUUGUAAGUCAUCAUUCAAAAAAAUGAGGAUUUGAUAUAUCACUCUGUACCACUCCUCUUGUAGUUAAUAAGUGUUUAAACAAAAUUAAGUGGAUCAUAUCAUGUUAUUAAGUUGUAAUUAACUUCAUAUAAUCAUUCAUCCUCUAAUCCGCAUAUUGAAAACUUAAUUCAAACACAAACAUCUUUAACCGAUUUUGAAUCUUCCUUUUCAAACAUUUGGACUAAAUUAGCUAAGUCUAUAUCUUAAGAUAAAAUCUUUCUUGAUUCCCUAAGUUUAAAAAAUAUAAGUAAUUCAACUUAUAUAUCUGAUACUUCCUUAUAGUAUCAUAUCUACUCUGAAAUUAUUGAAGAUUAAAUAGAAAAAGUGAAGAAUUAAAGCAAAAGGUAAAUAUAAGAUCAAAAUUUGAUUUAUUAGGAACUCAUUGCAAUUUAGCUAUAGUUUGAGUCACAUACUAUUCCUCUUUUAAAUAAUAAACACUCCAAAAUUAAUUAUGAAAACAUAUUCUCAUUUUUAAAGUAAAUAGAAAAUAUAUAAUGGAAUUAAUUAAUGAAUUUAGAAGAAACAAAAUAGGACUUGUAAUACAGUCUAUCGGUUGAUAACUUCAAGUAAAAGGAAAUUACUAUGAUUUAAUUUUCUGUAAAACUUUCAACAUUUUGUAGACAAGUUGAAUUAUUUAAUAAAAUAUUAGAUAUGUUUAGACAAGAAUAUUUAAGUAUCAAUAAAUUAAUUCAAAAACAAUCUGAGAUUGUCAUUAUAUCAUAAAUGGAAUCAAAAAGAGAAUGCAUAUUAAUAGAAAAGUUCAAAUUAAGUUUAGAUGAGUAUUUCUAAUUUAUGAUAAGUGCCUUAUAAAAAUAAUCUAAUAUGUUUGAUGAAAGAGAGAAAUUUGAAAAGAGCAAGACCAUUCUAAUGUAGCAUUAUCGAUUAUAAAGUGAAUUAAAAUAGCAUCUAUCAAAAUUCAAUGAUAAUUUCAUAGGAGUUCAUUCCUUAUCUGAAAAAGCCAAUCCAUUGAAAUCACUAUACUAAACAGUCAAGAACAUCGAUGUAAUUGAAUCAUUAAUUAAUUUGGCUGAUCAAAAUGCGUUUAAUUCUGAAAUUUAAGAUAUCUUAGUCCUAUUGUCAACAUUGCAAUAAGAUCUUCUUAAAAUAGAUUGUAAUGACGUACAGGACCUACAAUAAAAUGAACUUGAUUUAUAUUACAAAGAAAUACUAACUAAAUUAAAGGGAGAUAUUGAAAUACUUGAUGAGAUUAUAGAGAGAGGCAAUAUAAAUAAAGAGUUAAUUUAUAAAUUAAUCACUAAAUGUUAAGAUACUCAAAAAUUAAUGAAUAAAUUCUAAGAACUUCAAAAGUUUGUCAACAAAAAAGAAAUUGAUCAGACUAGUUGGUAAUAGAUAGUAUAUAACUUUAAAUAAGAAUUAAAUAAUUUAUAUAUUAGUGAAAUAGUCGAAUUGAUGGGAAAAAUCAAAACAAAGUCAUUAUUUGAAAUGCUAAACAAUUUGGAUUAUGACAUGGAAUUUUUAAAUGCAACAUUAAAAUAUUUGAAUGAAGAUUUGUUCUAAGAAAGCAUCGAUACAAUUUAAUCAUCUGAGUAAUACAUAAAGAAAUUAGUAUAAAAGCAAUUAGAACAAAUCAAAGACUUUAUCAAUAAUUAUGAAUAUCAAAUAAGAGAAUGCUUGGUAUUUUAAUUGCUUGAAAUACAGAGCUUAUCAGAAGAAUAAUAAAUCUAAUCCUAUGUGACAGAACUACUCAUUUAAGUAUGGGGCAUAGAAAAAGAUCAAAGAGUAAGAGCACUCUUGAAAAAUAAAGAGAUAAUAUCAUUACAGCAAUAGUUGUUUUCAAGAAACUAAGUUACAAUUAAUGAGAAGUUAAGAAAGGCAUUUUAAAUGAAAUUAAAAUACAUUAAUGAAUUAGAAUAAGAGAUUAGAUAAGAGAUUGACGAAGAUAGUAGAAAUCAAAAAAUAUCAACAAUGCAAUCUGAGUAUUAAUAAUUUUAGGAGUUUCUUGGGAAUAUAAAUGAGAUGCAGUAAUUGUUAAACAUUACAUUGUACUUUUUAGUAGAUAUUAAAAAAGAUUUAGGAUAGAUAAUGAAUAAAUUGGAAAAUCUUCAGAAUACUAUAAAUAUAAUAGGAAGAGACAUUUCUAUCCUUAGAGGCAAGUCCUUUUAAUAACUCCUUGAUUUAAGAAAGUAGACUGUUCUUUUAAAUAAGAAGAAAAUGGAUUUAACAAAAAUAUUUGUUCCGCUUUAUGGCAGAGAGAAAUCAAAUGGUGUAGAAUCUAAGUUGAUACCCAUGUUCGAUGAUGAUAAUUAAAAUAAGAUUUCAAUAGUCAAUAACUUUAUAUGGCAUGAUCAUUAAGGAAAAGAGUACAAAGAUUAAUCAGAUGUGUUGUUGAUACAUGGCUAAGCAGGAUCUGGCAAAAGUACGAUAGCCAGGAAAAUAGAAGAAUAUCUUUGGGAAUAAUAGCAAUCACAACAUAACAAGGAACAAAUACUAAUACCAAUCUUUGUUUCAUUGCCAAGUUUAAAGGAUCCUUUGCAUAGUGCUAUUGAAGAGACACUGCAAUCAGAACAAUUAUCCUUUGAUAAAAUUUAAAUUAACCAAUUAAAAGAAGAAGUACAAAAAGGUAAGAUGUCUCUUAUUAUAAUUAUGGAUGGAUAUGAUGAAUUAAAAACUGAUUAUUCACAAUAGAAUUUAUAUGUUCUUAAUAGAUUAAAUGAAAUAUGGAGAAAACCAAAAGUUAUCUAUACAUCAAGAACUGAAAUCUUGAAUUCAAAUCUAUAUCAAACAUGGUUUGAAGGCAAUGGAAAAUUGAAGGAAGUGGAAUUGUAAUCAUUUUCAUCUUUAUAACAAAAUCAAUACUUUAAAAGUUUUGUACUUUAAUUAGUUAAAUAAAAAAUCCUCACAUUUUAUGAAUAUUGCAUAUAAAGUGAACGAAGACUGUUUAACUUUGAAGAAUUUGAAAAAAUAUGGUUGCCAAUUAAUGAAAUGAUUGUAUCAAAGAGUCUGGAAGGCAAAAACUUUAUGAAUUUAUUUUUAAAUAGGAAUCAAAUUACUUCAAUUAUAAAUUCAAUCACAUAAAAUCCUAAAAUAGAAAUAAGAUAAGACCAUCAUGAAGAGUUGCUCUAAAGUUUAUAGAAAGAACUAUCAGAUAUCUGGAGUGCCAAUCGAUAUAUAGAGAUUAUGGAUGAAAUUAAUAUUAGAAGUAUUGUGUAAAUGCCAUUUAUGCUUGAAAUAGUCGCUUAAAUCUUUCCUAAAUUGACAUCUGCAACCUCAGAUAUCAAUUAAGUUAAAAGUAAUUUCAUAAAAAGUUUUGUUAACUUAAAAGAAUAAUAAUAUUUGAUUAAGAAAUACUCCCAAAACUUAGAUUAAGUAUUCGAUAUUGAAGUUGAAUAGUUGUGUGCAUUGAAUCACUGGAAACAAUUGGAAAUGAAAUCAAUCUUUUAAAAUUAUUCUCCUUUGAGUUAAAUUAAAAUUGAGAAAAAACUCUUAGUGAUUAAUGAUUAAUCCUUUGAUUUUGGAUAAGAAGCACAAUUAAUCAAAUAAGCUUUAAAGAAUUAGAAUUAUACACCAUACGCCUUUUAUCAAGCUUUCAUUGAUUACUAUCACAAUUAAUAAGUGCAAAAACUAAAAAUGAUUGGCAAAGCAAUUGAUUAGGAAAUCUUCUUUACAGAUCUAUUAAAUUUUUCAUAGUCCCUUGCGUUAGAAUUAACAGAAAGGUAGCUAACUCAAGCCUAAUAUAAUAAGAAGAGUUAUGUAGAAUUUUCAAAUGACGGAAGAACUCCACAAUAUGAAUGGAUUGAUAAAUACUUUGGCCAACAAGGAAUGAUAGCAGAAUAAAAAUAUCUACUAAGAAAAUGUGCACUUCUUAAUCAGAAAGGUAAUACUAUCUCCUUUAUUCAUAAAUCCAUUUAAGAAUUUUAUGUAUCUAAAUACAUUCUUGAUUUCCUAUAUAGACUGCCUACUCUGAAUCUAGAAGAACUAAAUGUAUAUAUCAAUGAUAAAUUGCGAAAUUAAUAAGACAAAAAUAAAUUAAUUAACUUGAACAAAGAGUUUAGCAGUAUUGGCAAAGAGAAUGUAUAAAAAUUGAUUGAAUUAACUGUGAGGACAAUAUAAGAGAGCAAGUUUAACACUCUCAAUUUUUCAGAAGAAUAAUAUUAAGGAAUGAUUCACUUUUUAAAGUCUGAAAUUAGUUUAAAUUAAAGAUUAAAAGAGGUUCUAAUGGCAAUAGUAAAAUUAUCCUGCUUAGAAUAAAUCGAACAAGAGGCAGGGAAUUCUUUAUUUAUACUUAAUUAAAUAGGAGAGGUGUUUAACUAUUUAGAUUUAGGACACAUUUAAAUAAAAAAUGCCAAUCUCAAUGGUGCCUCAUUUUAUAGCACUAAAUUAAUUGAAUCUAAAAUGAAGAAUGUAAAUAUUAGUUAAUGUAAUUUCAACAGGGCUUAAUUAUAAAACUGUAGAUGGAUUGAUAUCAAUUCGAAUGAACUACCAACACUAAAAGGUCAUUCUGAUUCAGUUUCAUCAGUAGCCUUCUCUCCAGAUGGAUAAACAUUGGCUUCCGCUAGUAAUGAUUAUACUGUAAGAGUAUGGGAUACAAAAUCAGGAAAAGAGUUUUUGAAAUUAUCAGGACACACCGGUUGGGUUAGGUCAAUUGCCUAUUCUCCAGAUGGUUUAGUUAUAGCCUCUGGGAGCAGUGAUAAUACAGUGAGACUAUGGGAUGUAAGUUUUGGAUAUUUAAUAUUGAAAUUGGAAGGGCACACAGAUUAAGUACGCUCGGUGUAAUUUUCACCAGAUGGUUAAAUGAUUGCCUCUGCAAGUAAUGAUAAAUCUAUCCGUUUAUGGGAUCCUAUUUCAGGUCAAUAAAUUAAGAAGUUAAAUGGACAUGAUGGCUGGAUAUGGUCAGUAACCUUUUCAUAAGUGGGUCAUUUAUUGGCAUCUUGCAGCGAUGAUUUAACUAUAAGAAUAUGGGAUCUAAAGUAAUGUUUAGAAAUCAGAAAAUUAGAAGGACAUUCAGCGCCUGUUCAUUCAGUUGCAUUUCCACCUGAUGGUCAACUAUUAGCAUCUGGAGGUUUUGAUAAAUUAAUAAUAUUAUGGGAUAUUAAAAGUGGAAAGGAAUUAAAAAAAUUGAUGGAUCAUGAAGAUGGGAUAUGGUCUGUUGCCUUUUCGAUUGAUGGAUAGUUUUUAGCAUCUGCGAGUAACGAUACAACUAUUAGAAUCUGGGAUGUAAAGUCAGGAAAGAAUAUAUAGAGAUUGGAAGGACAUACAAAAACGGUUUACAGUGUUGCUUAUUCCCCAGAUGGUUCAAUCUUAGGAUCAGCUAGUGAUGAUUAAUCAAUAAGACUUUGGGAUACAAAAUCUGGAAGGGAAAUGAACAUGCUAGAAGGUCAUCUUGGAUUAAUCACUUCUGUUGCAUUCUCUCCAGAUGGAUUAGUCUUUGCUUCUGGUGGUGGUCAAGAUUAAUCAAUUAGAAUUUGGGAUUUGAAAUCUGGGAAAGAAUUAUGUAGAUUAGAUGGUCAUUUUGGAUGGGUAUAAUCAAUUGCAUUUUGUCCAAAAGGAUAAUUGAUAGCUUCAGGUAGCAGUGAUACAUCUGUUAGAUUAUGGGAUGUGGAAUCAGGAAAAGAAAUCCAAAAAUUAGAAGGACAUCUUAAUUGGGUGUGCUCAGUUGCUUUUUCACCGAAAGAAGAUAUAUUAGCAUCUGGAAGUGAAGACCAAUCGAUUAUAUUAUGGCAUAUUAAAACAGGAAAAGUAAUUACUAAAUUAUUAGGACACAGUGAAUCUGUAUAGUCAGUCGCCUUUUCUUGUGAUGGCUCUAGAUUAGCUUCUGCAAGUGGCGAUUCUUUGGUUAAAAUAUGGGAUCCAAAAUUAGGAGAGGAAAUAUUAGAAUUAAAUGAACAUAAUGAUUCAUUAUAAUGUGUGAUCUUUUCUCCAAAUGGACAGAUGUUGGCAUCAGCUGGAGGAGAUUAUAUCAUAUAAUUAUGGGAUGCAGUUUCAGGACAAGAUAUAAUGAAGUUAGAAGGUCAUACAGAUGCAGUAUAAUCAAUAGCAUUUUAUCCAGAUGGAAAAGUUCUUGCAUCUGGAAGUAGCGACCAUUCAAUUAGAAUUUGGGACAUAACAACUGGUACGGAAAUGUAGAAAAUAGAUGGACAUACUGGAUGUGUAUAUUCUAUUGUCUUUUCCCCAAAUGGAGAAGCAUUGGUAUCAGCUAGUGAAGACAACUCCAUAUUAUUAUGGAAUACCAAAUCGAUUAAAGAAAUGUAAUAAAUAAAUGGUGAUACUAUGUGGAUAUAUUCAGUAGCUUAAUCUCCUGAUUAGUAAUUACUGGCAUUAGCUUGUAUAGAUUACUCAAUACGAUUAUGGGACCUGAAAUCUGAAAAAGAAAGAUAAAAAUUAAUAGGACAUUCUGAUUAAGUAGAAGUAAUUGCCUUUUCUGCUGAUUGUCAAACUAUGGCAUCUGCAGGAAGAGACAAGAAAAUUAGAUUGUGGAAUCUUAAAUCAUAAAUAGAUGUUUAGAUACUAAUUGCUCAUUCAGCUACAAUAUGGUCUCUUCGAUUCUCUAAUGAUGGUUUAAGAUUAGCCUCUGGAAGUAGCGAUACUACAAUACGUAUUUGGAUUGUAAAAGAUACAAAUUAAGAAAAUGUAUUAAGAGGUCAUAAGGAGGCAAUACAAUAAGUGAUUUUUACUCCUGAAGGAAAGUUUUUGGUGUCUACAUCAAAUGACAACACUAUUAGAUAAUGGAGCCUAGAUUCAGGAGAGUAAGUUCAAAUAUUAGAGGCCAAUUUAGGGGUUGUUUGGGCAACUACUUUCUCUGCUGAUAGUUAAAUAUUAGCUAUGGUUAAUAAAAAUAAUACCAUAUUCUUCUAUUAUUUAAUAAAAGGAGAAAUAAAAAUAAUUAAAAAUAAUCUAGAUUUAAUGCAUUCUCUAUCAUUCUCGUAAGAUUCAGAAUUUUUAAUUGCCAAAAACUCUGAUUGUUCUUUACAUUUAUUGGAUAUAAAGUCAGGAUUUGUAGUAUAAUGUUUCCAAGAAUAUUAUACCCUUGCGGAAGCCUCAAAAAAUCCCUUCUUAUAACAAUUUAAAUUAUCUAAGACCUAAUUAAAUUUAUAGAAGUAAUUAAAAAAUCGCAAAUCUGUUGAAUAAUUCUCACAAUCCUUUUUAGCUAACAAUUUUUCUUGGUCAAGUAUCAGAAUGAAACUAAAUCCAAUUACAUGUUAUAAAGCAAUAGCCACAAGCCGGUUAAUAUAAGCAAAAUAAACUAUUAUAUCAAAUUCAACUAUCUUUUCAAAUUUAAGAAUUGAUUUAAUCCCAUUAUUUGAAUAAAAAAAUGAUUAGAUGUUUAUAUGA